CUACAUCAAUCCUCGACAGUGAACUGAACAACAGACCUCAGGUCUCACGAAUGACAGAAUCGGGAACUCGCAUGUAUUGUUCCCUACUCCAUAUAUUUGAGUCUAUACCCGGUCCUUUCCCAAUAACUGCAUCGUGCAAAAGCAGUUCAAACAGCAAGGGAAGCAAUGCGCAAGUUUUUACGAGAUAUAGCCCUCACCUCUGCAACAAAGCUAGACUUCGACAGAGGAACACGUUUGACCAACGAGGGGCGUCACAGUGAGGCAGAGGACGUAUUUCGCCAAUUAGUGCGCAUGCAAGAAGAGACACUUGGACCAGACCACAAAGACACGCUCUACAGCAAGUUCUGGCUAGGAAAAACGCUCUAUAGGCAGGAGACGUAUAGUGAGGCAGAGGAGGUGCUUCGUCAAACAGUGCGCGGGCAAGAGCAGACACUUGGACCAGACCAUGCGAACACGCUACAUAGCAAGCGCUGGCUAGGAGCAGCACUCUGUAAGCAGGAGAAGUACAGUGAGGCAGAGGAGGUGCUUCGCCAGACAUUGCAUAGGCUCGAGCAGACACUUGGACCAGACCGUGCGGACACGCUAUCUUGCAAGGGCUGGCUAGGAGUAACACUCUAUAAGCAGGAGAAGUACAGUGAGGCAGAGGAGGUACUUCGCCAGACAUUACGUGGGAAAGAGCGAGCACUCGGACAAGACCACAUUUCCUCGCUCGACACCAGGUUCUGGCUGGGAUCAGUGCUCAAUGAGCAGAAGAAAUACAUGGAGGCAGAGGAGCUGCUGCGACAUCUGGUCCAACUUCGGGCAAAGGUUCUAGGCGUGAAUCAUGAGGACACUCAUGAAAGCAAAGAAUUGCUACAAAAGGUCAUUCAUGCAAAUACGCCAUCCGCGACAAUCACGCCAUCCGCGACAACCACGCCAUCCGCGACAACCACGCCAUCCGCGACAACCACGCCGAGCGAGACAACCACGCCGAGCGAGACAAUAGAGCCUCAUAUAAAGACUGUUUUGGGCCGACUGAGUGAUCUUUUCGCCGAUAACAAUAAUAAGCAAUUGGUAUACACCGACACCCAGAUCCAACAAGUCGCGCGAUUACUACGGCAGAUUAAUCAACAAUGGAGCAAAGUUCCAAGAUUGUACAUAGUUCUUCGAACUAUCGACUGUUUAACCGCCAUUGACACUUUCAUCGACUUAGGCUACUCCGACCACUGGCUCCCCUUUACCGAAAAUGGUCUUCCGUCAUGUCUUCGACCCGGCGGGUGCUCACAGUUCGUCACUGCACAAAACCGGGUGAUGACUAAGUCAAUGGACCUUGAGAAAGGCAAGCAUUGCCAUUUCCAAGGGCAUGACUCACUUCCGCUAGAAAUGAAAGGCACCCUUGGUUCUGGAGGGUUUGGACAGGUUGACCGAGUUCUCAGCACAAUCAGCUUCCGGGAGUAUGCACUCAAGCGAGUGUCCCGGAGAAAUUUUCUCGGUGGGCGAACAGCAGAUGCUAAACGACGAAAAGAAUGCGUUCAACAGUUCAUCACCGAGAUCAAAGUUCUGAAACGUUUAAGGCACCACCACGUGGUGGAGUUCAUCGGAAGUUACACCGACUCACAGCACAUAGGGCUAAUCAUGUGUCCUGUUGCUGAUAUGGAUCUGUCCACCUACCUUGCGCGUGCCGAUAUGCCAACCUUUGGAGAGCUUCGGACCUUCUUUGGCUGUCUAGCUAGGGCGCUUGAGUUCUUGCACGGACAAAGUAUCAGGCACAAAGACAUCAAGCCUAGCAAUAUCUUGGUACACGGCGGAAACGUCCUAUUCACUGACUUCGGACUGGCGCUCGACUUCACGGAUCGGGACGGUAGCACUACAACUAGCAUGGUGAAUGGCAUGACACCGAAGUACUGUGCGCCCGAGGUAGCCAACUACGAGCCUCGAAACACCUCGUCUGAUAUCUGGAGUCUAGGAGUCGUUUUCCUCGAGAUGGUAGCGGUUCUCAAAGGUAAAACGGUGGAAGGACUUUACAAAUUUCUUGGAGAGCAUGGAUCACGGCAGACAUUCAUGCGUUCAAAUCUUGCUGGCAUGCGUAUGUUCAUCGCGCAGCUUAGAGCAAUAGGCAGCCCUACCGACAACGUAGUGCUUGAUUGGGUCCAGGACAUGGUAGAACCUCAACCACAGGAGCGGCUCACGGCGACAUCGCUGAUGAAUUCUAUCAAUAGCGCAUGUCAGCAACUGGGGCGUGGAGCCUUCUGCGGCAUAUGCUGCGCUUCGAAGGACGACGCUACAAGUGACUUGGAUGAGUACUUUGAUGAGCUAGACAUAUCUGAUCCUGAGUAGAGCUUUCAAGCUUCUUACAGUUAACACAUGGCGUACCUUUUCUUGAUGUGGCGACAUACGUUCAGCAUCGGACUCAGUAGGGCAAAGAAGCUUCAAUGAUAGAGUCAUAAUCAAUAAGAUGCCAUGGUCAGUUGACUGAAGAUCACAAGAGUACGGAAUCAUCUGUAAAAUCGGGAUGAAGAUUUUCUGACAAACCCAUAAGCGUUGUUGUAAAGUACAGGUAGUAAAAGUUUGGUUUGAUGCUCCUUUUACGUGGAGGGUUUAUUAAUUUUAUAACGUCAAUUUGUCUGAUAGCACCCACUGUAUGAAGUCCUGUACAGUUAUGCCUAAUUCCAAUAGCAUAGAUCUAUUUCAAUCCGCCCUUCCGCCCGGCCUCUCGAGCUU
Messenger RNA from Aaosphaeria arxii CBS 175.79, 2700 nucleotides. Its product is annotated as kinase-like protein. Bases 166 to 2316 code for a protein of 716 amino acids. The transcript has 2 exons. The record is from RefSeq and is a predicted model, not a curated record. Gene Ontology annotation, molecular function: protein kinase activity; protein binding; ATP binding. NCBI's taxonomy places the organism in Eukaryota, Fungi, Ascomycota, Dothideomycetes, Pleosporales. Gene Ontology annotation, biological process: protein phosphorylation.